Molecule: messenger RNA, 747 nt
Organism: Benincasa hispida (wax gourd)
Lineage: Eukaryota; Viridiplantae; Streptophyta; Magnoliopsida; Cucurbitales; Cucurbitaceae
Product: gamma-secretase subunit
Cellular component (GO): gamma-secretase complex
Source: RefSeq, a predicted model, not a curated record
AACUAAGUAAAGGAGAAAAAGAGACCAUGGACAUUUUGCUUAAAAAUUCGGUUGGUCUUUUUUUGUGCGCAAUGGAGAGCUCGCAGAAUCCAAACACAAACACCAAUUCAAACCCUAAUCCCAAUCGCAUCCAGAAUCCUGUAUCGUCUCCGAUUGCUGUGUUAUGGCCUACCAUUGAUGGCUCACUAGGGUUGUCGGAAGAAGAGUCGGUGAGCUAUGCCCGCAGGUUCUAUAAAUUUGGAUUUGCAUUGCUUCCAUUUCUUUGGGCGGUUAAUUGCUUCUACUUUUGGCCUGUUCUCCGCUCUCGCUCAUUUCCUCGCAUCCGACCCUAUAUUGUUGGCUCAGCUAUUGGUUUUGGUGUUUUCAUGGCCAUUAUCUCGUCUUGGGCAUUGACAUUCUCCAUUGGAGGAGAACGCCUGUUUGGAACUGUUUGGGAUAAACUAGUGAUGUACAACCUUGCUGACAGAUUAGGAUUAACAGGUUGGAGCUAGUCCAGUUACCUCCCUUCAGCAACCAGCUUUGAUCUUGAUCUUGUAUAUCUCAAUGUGUAAAUCUCUACCGUCAUUCUUUUCUUGAAAGAUCUAAGUUGAAGUUUUUGGUUUCCCUUCUCUAAGUGUUUCAAGUGUCGAACAUGAACAUUUGCAUUGCCAUAUCGAUGAUUAUUAAUAGUAGGGUCUCCCUUCAGCUGCGGACUGAGAUUUGUGGAUUGAAUUCUAAACUAUCUUGAAUUCUCCUUUUCUUUCCUUC